This is a messenger RNA of Daktulosphaira vitifoliae (grape phylloxera), 2050 nucleotides long. RefSeq lists its product as uncharacterized. The coding region runs from base 1336 to 1674 and encodes 112 amino acids. NCBI's taxonomy places the organism in Eukaryota, Metazoa, Arthropoda, Insecta, Hemiptera, Phylloxeridae. The transcript is spliced from 7 exons. The record is from RefSeq and is a predicted model, not a curated record.
ACUUAUUUAAAUUUUAUUUUAAAUUCUUCUAUAUUUACUUCAACCCCAUCAUUUAAUCCUGUGUCUUACAUCAGUCUUCUGUCUACAUGUCUUACAAUACCACUGCUCUUUUGCCCAACUGACCCUAAAUACUUAAAACUUUCUAUCUCUCCAAUCACGUCCUCGCCUAUUACACUGGUCUCCUCAUUUCACCUACCUUGUGUUCUCCUUUGCCAAACUCGUACUCUAUAUACACUGUCUUUCUUUUACUUAUUCUUAAACCUUUUUCUUCGAUAGCUGAUCUCCAUACCUCUAGCCUUUGAUUAAUUCCCUCCCUAUUUUCUCCUAUUAACACUAUAUCAUCAGCAAACAACAUGCACCACGGCACCUCUCCUUGUAUUUCUCUAGUGAUUUCAGUAACGUUUGUGUAAUGUUUCAUUAAAAUAUAUAAAAAGAUUUGCAAAUAUUUCUUCUACUAACAUUGAUAAAUUAUUUUUUUUAGCCAUAGUUUUUUUGUCAAAUUAAAUUUUAAAGGGGCCAAAUGAUACUUUUACCCUCCUCGUAUUUUGACCAAGAAGAUAACUGUCCCCCUAACAGCCGGUUUGGGCACCAAUAAAUACAAAGUAUUAUUAAAUGGAAAUGCUAUUUUAAAAUUUGAUUUUAAUAAUGUUAUAUAAAGAAUACAUGAAACUGUCGAACCAGUGGAAAAAUUAGGUUAUAUUGAAAAUUGCAUGAACAAUUAUUUUAUAACAAGUUGAAAAUAGUCUAUUGAUAAUAUGUUUACCGUCUGCCAUAAUUAGAAUAUGGAAUUAUAUGCAUAUAAAAGGUAGGUCACUUUAAAUGCUUGCACAUUUUUUAAAAUUAAAUAUACGUAUUAUCUUAAAAAUAACAGCUGAUAAAGCAACUUCUAAGGGAAUAUUUGGAUUUAGCUAACAAAAAUUUUUAAAAAUGAGCCCUCAUACUCCUGCAACUGAAAACUUCAUUUUUGUUGGUUAGUGUAGUUUAUUUGGUUUAUAUAGAAUAUAUGUAUUACAUUAAAUUAUAAUAUAUAUGUUUAUAUAAGGAGUAUAAUGCGAUUUCAUGGUACAUGAUUUAAAAUUAAAAUAUAAUUUGUUUUACAUCUCCAUGUUUGUUAACUAUAAAUAUUUUUUUAUCGGGCACACGCGAGGAUCCAUUAAGAAGACAGCUUAGUUAAAUACAAAAAUAAUUCUGAGAAGUAUAAAUAAUAUUGUAUUAACAAAUAUGUUUCAUAUUUGGAAGUUACAAUAAAAGCUAUAAUCUAUUAGAUUAGAGGUUUUAAAAAACACAUAAAAACAACAUUAGUGGAUUCUCGGGCAAGGCGAAUAGGAAUAAAAAAUGAAGGUUUACUUUUUGAUAUUACUCGUAACAUAUGUGGAAAUAUCUGCAGCAGCUGGGAUGUUUGACACUGAUAAGUGUACAAAAUGCCAACGCCGUGAAAGAUAUUUAAGCAAUAAUGAGUGUGAAGAAUGUGUACUGAAGGAGUGUUCUCCUACCGACAAAUGCCUAAUGUGUGAAAACAAAGCACUACCGAAGAUGGAUUGGUGUUCUAGAUGUAAAAACAAGCCAAAAUUUUACUGCGUACAAUGUAAAAAUGUGUUACAUAUAUCAAAUAAUAUGGAUGUUUGUGCACAAUGUUUAUCUCAAUAUGUCUUUGAACCCAAAAUUAUAAGAUAGAAUGAAGAAGACAUUGAAAAGUAUUAGAAAAAAAUUAUUUUUUCUAUAAAAAUAUUAAUUAUAUUUUUAAUACAUAUAAAAUAAAAUAGAUAAUUAAGUUUUUUUUUGUUAAUAAAGAAUUAAAAAACUUUUUUGUUAUACUUUCAAGAAUCUAUUAAUAUUUUUACAUUUUACGUGAAGCUGUGAUUAUAUUAUUUUUACUAUGUGUUUUUUUUUUUCACUUUUUUGCGUCUUUCUAUACAAUUUCGUAGCUUCUACUGGACUUAAAGGAUACGACAGAAUUAAAGCUGGUCAUACAUACAAUCCUAUAUUAAAUAUUCGUCGAUAUAUGCCAUAUCAGGUUUUUUUAAUAUCUAUAUUUAUUCUAAUAUUGUAA